GGCCGUUAGGUAGCGGUCCAGCUAACUUUACAGCUAACUAUGCCUGGGAAAUGCAAAUUCCAGGACUCCUGGCUCGCAAAGGACAUCUACAAGGAAUGGCUGGUUAAGGACGGCCAGGACAUUCACUUCGCCCGCUGCCGGGCCUGUUGUAAAUCCAUCAAACUUCAGACGAUGGGCGAGGCAGCCCUCACCAGCCACGCAGGGGGAGCUGGCCACAAAGCGGCGGUCCGCAAGCUAGUGGAAGCAGGCAAACUGAUGUUGAUAAAUUCUGAUGGGCAGAUGAACGGCAGCAUGAAUCCGACGGAGGACAUCAAGGACCAAGUGGCCAUCUGUCUUCAGCGUGACACCUCGGACAGAGUGCCCAGCAGCGACUGGUCAGAUCUGCACCACAGCUCCACCACAAACUCCACCUCCCACAAUGCCGAGCUGCAGGACGUGACAUUUCCUACUGCCUUUUUCACAGCGCCAGGAACCUCCAGACUCAUCGGCCAGCGCCUCCACCCGUCCGACUCGACGGAGGACGCCGGCCACCGCUCGGCUCAGCACGACCCGGCGGACCUGUCGAGGCUGGAGCACCAGCAGAGGUCGGAGGCUCUGGAGCAGCAGCAGCAGAUGAAGAUCCUGGAGUGGGAGAACAGGAUGAAGGUGCUGGCCUGGGAGCAGGAGCUGGUGAGGGAGAAGAGGAGGGCGGCCCAGCAGAAGGAGAAGGCCUUCAGGAUGAAGAAGGCUUACUACAAGGCCAAGCUAAAGAGGAUGGGCGAGGAGGUGCCGCGCUCCUCCUCCAGCAGCAGCAGCGAGGAGGAGGACAAGACGUCGGAUCCGACGGGUUGAUCGGCUUCAUUUGGACUUUUAAUGUUCUUGUAUUGUUUUGUCUAAGUACCAUGGAACUGUUACUAUUUUUAUACAUUUAUACAUCGCUGUUGACUUUUCCUAUCGAGUGAACCAGACCUGUUGGGUUCUGUUGAGGCAGAAUGCAGUGGGGAGAUGCAGAAGUUAGAUAGCAGAGUGCUCAGAAGUACUGAAGUACCAACCAAUCCCUCUGCAGUGUGACCGAGAGCUUUUCUGUCUAAGUGAACUUUCUCACAGUUGGCCUUAAGAGAGAAUUAUUGGUCCUGAUUUUUAGGGCUGGACCCGAAUAGCCGACUGUUUGUUCGCUGUGCUGGGACGAAUUGUCACCCGCCACCACCUCCCAACUAUUCGGGAUAUCCGGAGAACAGACAUGGCUAUUGGGACCAGCCCUACUAGUUUUACAGGAGACCUUUCUAUAGACAUGGGAAUGUUGUAAAAUAGAAAUACUUUGUUUGCACAGCUUGUUGAGUUGAGAUCAAAAUGUUCUGUUUGAGUUUCACACCACGUGGCUUUGAUAUUAAAAAUAACGCCAGAAUCAUG
Stegastes partitus (bicolor damselfish) is the source of this 1389-nucleotide messenger RNA. It is a transcript of the gene fsbp, whose product is annotated as fibrinogen silencer binding protein. The coding region runs from base 40 to 831 and encodes 263 amino acids. The transcript is spliced from 4 exons. The record is from RefSeq and is a predicted model, not a curated record. Lineage: Eukaryota; Metazoa; Chordata; Actinopteri; Pomacentridae.